AUGGAGCGGAGGAACCAUAGUUGGAGAGUGCAUGAGUUUGUGUUGCUGGGUUUCCCAGCUCCUGUGCCACUGAGGGCCCUGAUGUUUGCCCUUUCUCUACUGGCCUAUGUGCUGGUGCUGACUGAGAACAUGCUUAUCAUUAUGACCAUCAGGAACCAUUCAACCCUCCACAAACCCAUGUAUUUUUUUCUGGCUAAUAUGUCCUUCCUGGAGAUAUGGUAUGUCACUGUCACUAUCCCAAAGAUGCUUGCUGGUUUUGUUGUGCUCAAAGAAGAUCAUGGACAGCUAAUCUCCUUUGAAGGCUGCAUGACACAGCUUUACUUUUUCCUGGGCUUGGGCUGCACUGAGUGCGUUCUUCUUGCUGUCAUGGCCUAUGAUCGCUAUGUGGCCAUCUGCCAUCCUCUUCAGUAUCCUGUCAUUGUCAGUGACCAGCUAUGUGUUCAGCUGGCAGCUGGUUCCUGGGCUGGGGGUUUUGGCAUUUCAAUGGUCAAAGUUUUUCUCAUUUCUCGCCUCUCUUACUGUGGCCCGAACAUCAUCAAUCAUUUUUUCUGUGAUGUGUCUCCAUUGCUCAAUCUCUCUUGCACUGACAUGUCCACUGCAGAGCUUACAGACUUUGUCCUGGCCAUUUUUAUCCUUCUGGGACCACUCUCUGUCACUGGAGCCUCCUACGUCGCCAUUGCUGGUGCUGUGUUGCGCAUCCCCUCAGCUGCUGGACGCCACAAAGCCUUUUCCACCUGUGCCUCUCACCUUACUGUAGUGGUCAUCUUCUAUGCAGCAAGUAUCUUCAUCUAUGCCCGGCCAAAGGCACUCUCAGCUUUUGACACCAACAAGCUGGUUUCUGUACUCUAUGCUGUCAUUGUUCCAUUGCUCAACCCCAUCAUUUACUGCUUACGCAAUCAAGAGGUCAAGAGAGCCUUGCGCCAUACUUUGCACUUGUACCAAGGUCAGGAUGCCAACCCCAGGAAAGCUGGUAGAGACAGGUAG
This is a messenger RNA of Lepus europaeus (European hare), 984 nucleotides long. RefSeq names its product olfactory receptor 226. Gene Ontology annotation, molecular function: G protein-coupled receptor activity; olfactory receptor activity. The transcript has a single exon. Lineage: Eukaryota; Metazoa; Chordata; Mammalia; Lagomorpha; Leporidae. Gene Ontology annotation, biological process: G protein-coupled receptor signaling pathway. The record is from RefSeq and is a predicted model, not a curated record. Gene Ontology annotation, cellular component: membrane. The coding region runs from base 1 to 984 and encodes 327 amino acids.